AUGACCAAGCAAGACACGACCAUGAGAUUAGGACGACUGUUUCGACGUGUACUUGCCGUAUCUUGCGCUGUAUUCAUGUCAAUGCCUAUGGUAUCCAAUGCGAUAAUUCUUCGGCUUGAUGGACUCGAAGAACAGUGUUUCCAUGAGUAUGUGCGUACGAAGCGUACGGCCUUUAUACGAAUUGGUGUGCUGGAAUCCUUUGGCACGUACAGCGUGCGUUUGAAAGCGUUUGGUCCGUUUCCCUCAUAUCCAGUGGAAGUGGAAGUGAAUCAGAAUUUUUUUGAUCGAUUGGUAACGACAGUACAGGAUGAAAAGAAUCAGAAUAUCGAGCGUAGCGGGUUUAAUUUUAAUUCAGAGCAUCGAGGAGGAUGGUAUCGCUUUUGUCUUGAUAAUUCCCAUGAUAGUAAUCAGAAGACAGUCGAGUGGUACACAUCAUAUGAUUUGUCAAACAAAGAAGAGUUGGGUGAGGAAGAUGAGUUGGAGAAUCAAAUACGUAAAGAGCAUUUAACUGGUGUAAAGACGUCACUUGAUCGAUUGGAGACACUGUUGAAACUCAUUCGCAAUGAGCAGGAUUAUUAUCGUGCUCGAGUGCACCGUCACGUUCAAACACUAUACAGCAGCGAGUCUCGUAUCAUGUAUUAUACGGUCUUUGAGUUGGUUGUAUUGGGUGUCAUGUAUGGCGUGCAGUCCUUCCUGCUCCACAAAUGGUUCAGCGAUCGUGACUCUCUCUCAAAGCACCGAUGGGUGUAA
Peronospora belbahrii is the source of this 750-nucleotide messenger RNA. The record is from the annotation of a GenBank genome assembly. Lineage: Eukaryota; Oomycota; Peronosporomycetes; Peronosporales; Peronosporaceae.